AUGUUUAGAAAUUUAUUAUUUGAUACUGUAAAAGUGUCAAAAUUUUCAAAUCCAAGAUGUAUAAGAAAUAAUCUAUUAAAUCGAACAAAAUUGGUAUCACAAAAUGUUAGAUGCAUGUCAACUAAAAUUACUAACAAUUUCACAACAGAAUUGUGGAAUCAUACUAAUAAUGUAUUUUUGAAAAGAUCUGAUCUUUAUAAAUAUACUACUACAGCUACUACCACUACUAUGAAUAUUACCAGAUCUUUCUCUUCUACCUGCCAUAAUUCUAAAUCAGACUCAUCAAGCUCUGCUACUUCUACUACCACCAAUAUCCGUACAUCUUCUAACCAAGUUGCUUAUUGGUUAAUUGGUACAUCUGGAUUAGUCUUUGGUAUCGUUAUUCUUGGUGGUUUAACCCGUUUGACUGAAUCUGGAUUGAGUAUCACCGAAUGGAAACCUGUCACAGGUUCUUUGCCGCCCUUAUCUCAAGAGGAAUGGGAAGAAGAAUUCCGUAAAUAUAAGUCUUCACCAGAAUUUCAACAAUUGAAUUCUCACAUCAAUUUAGAUGAAUUCAAAUUCAUUUUCUUUAUGGAAUGGAUCCAUAGAUUAUGGGGCCGUGCCAUUGGCCUUGUUUUUGUUAUUCCUGCAAUCUAUUUUGCUGCUAGAAAAAGAACUUCUCCUCAUGUCAAUAAACGCUUAUUCUAUCUAUGCUCUUUGUUAGGUUUACAAGGGUUUGUCGGUUGGUGGAUGGUCAAAUCAGGGUUAGAUCAAGAACAAUUAAAUGAAAGAAAAUCCAAACCAACUGUAUCUCAAUAUAGAUUAACUACUCAUUUGGGUACUGCAUUUAUCCUAUAUUUAGGUAUGCUUUGGACAGGUCUUGACAUUCUGAAAGAAAAUAAAUGGUUAAAGAAUCCAGAAAAAUGUAUUGAACUGUUUAAAAAAUUGGAUAGUAGUAAAUUAGGUCCAUUAAGAAAGAUGUCUAUCUUCUUAUUAGGUCUAUCAUUUAUAACUGCUAUGAGUGGUGGUAUGGUCGCUGGUUUAGACGCAGGUUUAAUCUAUAACACAUGGCCUAAGAUGGGAGAAAAUUGGUUUCCAAGUAAACGUGAAUUAAUGGAUCCAAACUUCACACGUCGUGAUGACCAAAAAGAUUUGUGGUGGAGAAAUCUUUUGGAGAAUCCAACCACUGUUCAAUUGGUUCAUAGAACUUUUGCUACUUUGGCUUUUUGCGCCGUUCUCUACGUCCAUAUGUAUGCAAUCAAGAAGAAACCUCUCAUCCCAAGGAACUCUCAAAUGACUUUACAUGCUUUGAUGGGUGUUGUAACGUUACAAGCUUUCUUAGGUAUCACUACAAUAUUAUUCACUGUACCAAUCCAUUUAGCAUCUACUCACCAAGCAGGUGCAUUAGCUCUAGUGACAGUGUCUUUAAUGUUUAUGAAUCAAUUGAGAAAACCAAGAAUGCAAAUCAAGAAUGUUAUAAAUUCAUCUAUGGCUGCACGUUUGAAACAUCAGGCUAAUGGUAAUGUCGGAAAGAGAAUUGUUACAGAAACAUUCAAUUUAGUUAAAUGA
Messenger RNA from Arxiozyma heterogenica, 1548 nucleotides. It is a transcript of the gene COX15, whose product is annotated as Cox15p. Gene Ontology annotation, molecular function: oxidoreductase activity, acting on NAD(P)H, heme protein as acceptor. NCBI's taxonomy places the organism in Eukaryota, Fungi, Ascomycota, Saccharomycetes, Saccharomycetales, Saccharomycetaceae. Bases 1 to 1548 code for a protein of 515 amino acids. The record is from RefSeq and is a predicted model, not a curated record. Gene Ontology annotation, biological process: heme A biosynthetic process. The transcript has a single exon. Gene Ontology annotation, cellular component: mitochondrial inner membrane.